Apiotrichum porosum is the source of this 2178-nucleotide messenger RNA. RefSeq lists its product as uncharacterized. Gene Ontology annotation, molecular function: ubiquitin protein ligase binding. The record is from RefSeq and is a predicted model, not a curated record. The transcript has 12 exons. NCBI's taxonomy places the organism in Eukaryota, Fungi, Basidiomycota, Tremellomycetes, Trichosporonales, Trichosporonaceae. Gene Ontology annotation, cellular component: anaphase-promoting complex. Bases 1 to 2178 code for a protein of 725 amino acids. Gene Ontology annotation, biological process: ubiquitin-dependent protein catabolic process.
AUGGCCCUCGUCGCCGCGCUGGACGGGUGGGAUCUCCCAACGACCUCUGCAGAAGGUGCUCGCCGGUAUGAUGUCGCAAGGGCAAUGGCCAUUGCCCGGUCACACAUCUACCCGCGUGACAUCUCUGCCUCGAGAAGGGCCACUGAAAAGGCCGAGACGUCGUCCGCGUUUGCCGUCCUGCGCGCAGCCGGACGCCUCGGCGAGCUGCAUCAAGACUUUACAGACGCCGUGGAGGCCAGGUUCUAUCUUGUCAGAAACGACGUGUCGCGCUUCCUCAGUGCCCUGCAAAAGACUGAGACGCUGUCGGCCACACCGCAGACACAGCACAUGAUGGUGGACAUGCUAGAGCGCAUGGCCACCUGGCAGCGCGCGUGGGGGCUCCCCCUGCGCUCCUUUGGAGACAACAAGACCAUGUCGUCCUUUACGACCCAGUUCCAGCAGCUCCUCUAUGCCGCCCUCCCCGCCGCCUUCCCCGAGUACAUGCGCAACUUUCUCGCCGGGUCGCUCGCGUCUCUCCCGCCAAACGACGAGGACGAGGACGACCCCGAGCUGCUGUAUGCCGCCACCAACAACCCUCCCCAGACCGUCACCCCGGCCAAGAGCAAGCGUCGCGUGCCUGCACCUUCACCUCACCUGCAUCGCUUGUCAACUCUGCCGCGGUACGCCACCACGCUGAUGCGCGUCGCCUAUGACGACAUUGAGGCCAUUGCCCAGGAGGAGGCUGCAGCAGGGUGGACGGAACGCAGGUUGGGCCGUGCGAGGCAGCGUGUUUCCGACAGUGUCGUCACUUGGAUGUCUGGGGUGUUUGAAAAUGAGCUGUUUGACAUUAUUGUCGACUACCCGGACUCGUUGGCUGCCCUCGAGGACCUCCGCGACUGCCUGGCCAAGGUCGACCAACGUGGCGUUCUCGUGGACAAGCUCAGAGCAGCCAACUUGAAGCGCCUGCUGCACCCUGGAGCAGAGACAAAGGACGUGAUUACGCAGUACAUUUCCACCAUCCGUUGCCUGCGCAUCCUCGACCCCAUCGGUGUUCUCUUGCACAAGGUCGCCGAGCCAAUUCGCCGCCACCUUCGCGACCGUCCAGACACCAUUCGCUGUAUUGUCUCUACCCUUGUAGAGGGCGAAGAGUUGCAAGACGAAAACGACCCGUCGUCUGCGGAACCCUUGGCGUCGACCAACGACAACACGGUGGAAAAGUUUUGGGAUCCAAAGUGGGAGCCAGAACCCAACGACGCUGCACCGGAAUUCCGCACGGGCAAGACGGCAGACGUCGUCGGUACCCUCGUCAGCAUCUACGAGACCCGCGAGGUCAUUGUCGACGAGCUCCAGGCAUACUUGGCCAUGCGUCUUCUCGCCAUCAACGACUAUGACUCGGUCAAGGAGCUCCGCACCAUUGAACUGCUCAAGAUUCGCUUUGGCGAAGAGGCGCUGCAUGUCUGCGACGUCAUGCUCAAGGACAUGGCCGACUCGAAGCGCAUCGACGACCACGUCCACGGCGACAUUGACUCUGUCAUCCACCCACUCAUCAUCUCGCGCAUGUUCUGGCCAGUGAUCCAGUCAUCGUCCUUCCACCUCACGAAAAAGCUCGAGACAGUCCAGACCAAGUACGAGGCCGCGUUCCACCACUUCAAGCCCGACAAGCGGCUGCGCUGGCUCCAGGAGAUGGGCAACGUGUCCGUCAGGCUCGAGCUCGAGGACCGCGUCGUCGAAGUCGAGGUCACGCCGCUGCAGGCUGCCGUGGCCGAGCUGUUCGAGUCGCAGGACCGCUGGACCGAGGCCGACCUCAUGGACAGGCUCGUCGUGGGCGACAUCCCCGUCCGCACCGCACUGGCCGUGUGGGCAAGCCACGGCGUGCUCAAGGAGGAAGACGGCGCGUGGCGCCUGCUCGAGGUGGUGGAGGAAGGCACCGACGCGCACAGGUCAUACGUGCUGGAGUCGGCCGCACCCGUCUUUGAGAGCGUCGACGAACAGCGUGCCCAAAAGGGCGGCAUGUACUGGAUGUACAUAAAGGGCAUGCUCAGCAACCUCGGCCCGCAGAACAUUGAGACGAUGCAGCGCAUGCUUGCCCUCGUCAAGGACUAUGACCAGACAGUCGACGAGCUGGCCGUGUUCCUCGCCGCGGCCAAGCGCGAGGGGCAGGUCGAGCAGCGCGCGGACGGGACGUGGCAGUUGUUGUAG